Oryctolagus cuniculus (rabbit) is the source of this 2804-nucleotide messenger RNA. NCBI's taxonomy places the organism in Eukaryota, Metazoa, Chordata, Mammalia, Lagomorpha, Leporidae. The record is from RefSeq and is a predicted model, not a curated record.
CUGGGCGGGCUGUGCUCAGGUUUGUGAUCUGAGACCCGGGUCUUGCGUUCGGCCAGUGGAGGCGCUGAUUAACCCCUGAGGCUGCCCAGGUGCUGUGGUUUCCACACACGUCUGGAAGAUGGGACACAGAAGGAGAAGACAAGGUUCCCCAGCUACUGCUGCGCCGGAGAGCUCAGCUCCCCAGCGGACGGUCCCCUGAGGCCUCGACCGCCAGCGCGGAGCAGGUGCCAAGGUUUGUGCAUGGCUCCUCGAAGACCUGCUCUGCCCCAAGGAGAUGCUGUUCGCCUGAGCUCCCCGUGACACUGUCCGCCCGCUGACCAUGAGCCAGCCAGACCCCGGCGAGGAGCCGGAGCCCAGCCCGGAGCCCCUGUGCGAGGUGUGCGGCCAAGCCCACUCCCCCGAGGAGAACCACUGCUACACGUACGCGGAGGACGUGGAUGACGACCUCAUCUGCCACAUCUGCCUGCAAGCGCUGGUGGACCCGCUGGACACGCCGUGCGGCCACACCUACUGCGCGCUCUGCCUCACCAGCUUCCUGGUGGAGAAGGACUUCUGCCCCGUGGACCGCCUGCCGCUGCUGCUGCAGCACUGCAGGAGGUCCACCCUCUUGGUGCGCAAGCUUCUCAACAAGCUGCCGGUGACCUGCCCCUUCGCCGGGCACUGCGCCCAGGUGCUGCCACGCUGCGACCUGCAGCAGCACCUCCAGACCAGCUGCAAGGGUGUCUCCCACUACGGCCUGACCAAGGAAAGGAAGCGGCGCUCCCAGCAUGGCUGUCCCGACGGCUGCGCGAGCCUCACAGCCACGACGCUGUCCCCAGAGGCCGCCACAGCCGCCUCCAGCCCCUGUGCCGCGGAUGAGCCCGGCCUGGACAACCCUGCCUACGUGUCCACGGUGGAGGACGGGCCAGCAGCCAACAGCGUGGCCGACACCGGCCACAGCAACCCAGUCAGGGCACGGCCCUUUGAGCGGUGCACCAUCAGGAGCCGGUCCUUUAAGAAAAUCAACCGCGCGCUGAGUGCUCUCCGAAGGACCAAGAGUGGUGGGGGCGCGGUGGCCAGCCCCGCUGGCCAGGGCGGGGACAGUUCUGAAGACAUCGCAGGCCCGGAAGCCUAUCCGAGGCUGUAUCACCUGAUUCCGGACGGGGAGGUCACCAGCGUCAAGAUCACCCGCGCGCAUCCCCGGGAAAGCCUCUCGUCAACGGCAUGGACAUCAGCAGCGUGCCCCACAACUACGCCCUGCGCCUGCUGCGCCAGCCCUGCCAGGUGCUGCGGCUGACCGUGCUGCGCGAGGACAAGGUCCGGGGCAGGAGCAGCGCGCAGGCCCCGGACGCCCGCGGGCCGCGGGACAGCUUCCACGUGACCCUGCACAAGAGCAGCCCCGAGGAGCAGCUGGGGAUCAAGCUGGUGCACAAGGCGGACGAGCCCGGGGUGUUCAUCUUCAGCGUGCUGGACGGCGGCCUGGCCGACCGCCACGGGCAGCUGCAGGAGGACGACCGCAUCGUAGCCGUCAACGGCCACGACCUCCGAUACGGCAGCCCGGAAAGCGCAGCUCAUCUCAUCCAGGCCAGUGAAAAGCGCGUCCACCUCGUGGUGUCCCGCCACGUGCGACAGCAGAGCCCCGAUGUCUGUCAGGAGGCCGGCUGGAAUGGCGGCGACGGGAGCCACGCUCACCAGCCCCUCCAUCCCGCAGCCACCUGUCAUGAGAAGGUGGUAAGUGUCCAGAAAGACCCCAGUGAGUCCCUCGGCAUGACGGUUGCAGGUGGCGCGUCACACGGCGAGUGGGACUUGCCCAUCUACAUCAUCAGUGUUGAGCCUGGAGGAGUCAUAAGCCGAGACGGAAGAAUAAAAACAGGUGACAUUCUGCUGAACGUGAAUGGCACAGACCUCACCGAGGUGAGCCGCAGCGAGGCCGUGGCCCUGCUGAAAAGCACGUCGUCCUCGGUGGUGCUGAGGGUCUUGGAAGUCAGGGAGCCCGAGCCCCAGGAAGAGGACAGCAGCCCCGGGGCCCUGGACGCCAGCCACGACGCGACCCCCUCUGGUGACUGGGCCCCGUCCUGGGUCAUGUGGCUGGGGCUGCCACGGUACUUGUAUCACUGCAAAGAUGUCGCACUACGCAGAAACGCGGCAGGCAGCCUGGGCUUCUGCAUCGUGGGAGGGUAUGAAGAACACAGCGGAAACAAGCCUUUCUUUAUCAAAUCCGUGGUGGAAGGCACACCAGCGUACAACGAUGGAAGGAUCAGGUGCGGUGACAUUCUCCUCGCAGUCAACGGCAGGAGCACAGCAGGAAUGACGCACGCCUGCUUGGCUCGAAUGCUGAAGGAACUCAAAGGAAGAAUCACCCUCACUCUGGUGUCCUGGCCUGGCACAUUCUUGUAGCAUCAAUAACGGGUCAGAGAACAUGACACACGGGCUAAGCUGGAACAAUGUAUUUAUCUUGUCAAUUUUUAUAGUGAACGAAAACUUUGUGAAAAUGUCAGAGAAGGCCUAAUCUAAUAAAGCCAAUUGCACCUCAGAAAAUAGGACUCUCAAAAAAUAAAAACUACUACAGAAUGGUCUGAUCUAGGAUGCAGCACUGCACUGUACUCCUUCAUUUGUAUUUUGUGCUCAAUAAAACGCUCUCGAGCACCUGAAAUGGUUUGUUAGGGCCCACCGAAUUCAAAUCAUCAACUCAAAUGCUGGUUCAGGCUGAGAUCAGCAAAGGGUACGUUACGGGCAUUUUUAAUUUAAAGCAAGAGGAUUUUGAAAAAUGCAUUCAUUGCUAAAAACAUUCAGCAAAUGAGAAAUAAAUAUUUUUCCACAAACCA